CUAGCAGUGUUCUGGCCAUUGACCAGGCCAGGGGGCCCAUCACCUUAGUACUGGCAGAAGAUGGCACCAUUGUUGAUGAUGAAGAUUACUUCCUGUGUUUGCCAUCUAAUACCGAGUUUGUGGCCCUAGCCAAGAAUGAGAAAUGGCCCAGCAGAAGCUUAGGCAGCGGAACAUCCCGGCUGUCCGAGCCUGCCGACGAGGUGGACAGUGGUGCAGAGAGGUGGAAGCAGCUGGCCAGGCAACUGAAGGAUGACCUGUCUAAUAUCAUCUUGAUGUCUGAAGAAGACCUCCAGGUGCUUAUUGAUGUACCAUGUUCAGACCUGGCAGAAGAACUUGCCCAAAGUCAACCCAAAACCCAGGCACUGCAGGACACCCUGCAGCGGGUGCUGGACAGACGAGAAGAAGAACGGCAGUCGAGACAGCUCCUGGAACUCUACCUAGAGGCCCUGAAAAAGGAAGAUGGCAUCUUAAGCAAAGUAGCAGCAUCUGAGACUGUACCAGGGAAGAAGAAGGAUGAAGUUGAUGCAGGUACCAGCAGUACAGGCACCACAGCCACAACAGCACUCAGUGACCACAUCCUUGCUGUUCUGAAAGAGAAACCUGCUCCAGAGCUCUGCUUGGACAGUCAAGAUCUAGAGCUGGUCUUGAAAGAAGACACACAAGCCCUGUCCUCAGCCCUGCGAUGGGACAAGGAGAAAGCUGAAGCUCUGCAGCAAGCCUGUGACCAGGAGCUCUCCAAGCGUCUACAGCAAGUGCAGACUCUGCAUUCCCUAAGGAGCACCUCCAAGGGGAAGAAAGCACUACCCUGGGGAGACUGGCCCAGCUCAAAACGCAGAAAAUGA
Messenger RNA from Merops nubicus (carmine bee-eater), 842 nucleotides. It is a transcript of the gene DFFA, whose product is annotated as DNA fragmentation factor, 45kDa, alpha polypeptide. The record is from RefSeq and is a predicted model, not a curated record. Gene Ontology annotation, biological process: apoptotic process; regulation of apoptotic process. The annotation marks the transcript as partial. Lineage: Eukaryota; Metazoa; Chordata; Aves; Coraciiformes; Meropidae. The transcript is spliced from 5 exons.